Cherax quadricarinatus is the source of this 643-nucleotide messenger RNA. Its product is annotated as cytochrome b-c1 complex subunit 7. Gene Ontology annotation, biological process: mitochondrial electron transport, ubiquinol to cytochrome c. Lineage: Eukaryota; Metazoa; Arthropoda; Malacostraca; Decapoda; Parastacidae. The record is from RefSeq and is a predicted model, not a curated record.
AUAUUUACUACUUUGGCUUAGAUAAGGAGGUGUUAAUAAAGGUUGAGCGGUGGUGGCCCUUAACACCUCCUGCACCACCCAGGCAACAUGGCCGCCACAACUGCAAAAUCCGUCGGUUUUUUGGCCCAGCUUACCAACGCACUCAAAAGAUACACAUUUAAGGCUUCAGGCUUCAAUCAGCUUGGAUUGUACCACGAUGACUGCUUACGUGAAACACCAGAUGUAGCGGAAGCCUUGCGACGUUUGCCACAAAGUGUGAUAGAUGAACGUCACUACAGAAUGCAACUUGCAUUUCAGCUUUCAGUGACAAAAAGCAUCCUACCCAAGGAGCAAUGGAUUAGUUAUGAAGAGGAUCGUGAGAAGGGACGCUACCUGCAGCCGUACCUUGCAGAGGUGAUCAAGGAGAGGAAGGAACGUGAGGCAUGGAACAAGAAGUGACCAUUUUGUUCUCAUUUGAAUACUAUUAUGACCCAUUUAUCCACUUCAUGUUCAAUUAUUCAGACUUUUUGCUGUUGUAAAUGUUUGCAUAUGAAGUACGUACUUACAUGAAGUGAUAGUGAAUCUUGUACAAAAUGUAAAUUAUUUUGUGAUCCACAGUGGAAUAUAUUGAAUGCAGUUAAAUAUAAUAAAGAAAUGUACAUGA